ACUAUAAAUCUCAAGUUCCAUCUAAUUGUGGUGAUAUAGAAAAUGGUAACGCUUGCCGACGAUUUAGAUUCUUUGUCUUUGCAAGAGCCAAUUUUCAAGGAUGUCAAGUAUUACCUCUCAGGCGAUGUGUCCGACAGGAUCAUGUUGCUCCUGCAAUCCGGCGGAGCCGAAAAUACAAAAUAUUUCUCAGACUAUGUUACUCAUUUAAUUUGUGGGCAAAAUGCGGCGGACACGGACCUCGAUGACGCUCAAGACAUUUACCAGAUCCCUGCUGUGACCGAGCACUGGGUGUUAGCUUGCGUCAGGUUGCGAAAACUAGCCAAUCCCAAGCCCUACAGUCCUAACAGGAAUAAGAUAUUUUCUAAUGUGACUGCUUGUGUGGCCCAAGUGAGUCCUGCGGAUUUGAAAACGUUGUUUGCUGUAAUCACUUACCAUGGCGGAAAAGUGAAACUAAAUUUAGACCCCCAGUGUACACAUUUGAUCUGUGGUGCAGCAUCAGGCAGAAAAUACAGUGCGGCACUCAGUUUAUCUAACAAUCGGAUCAAGAUUGUGACACCAGAUUGGGUUCUAGAAAGUUUGAGGGCCAGAAUACAGGCAGUCACUGAUAUCUUCCAUCCCAAGUUGCUGAUAGUGCCACAGCCUCCGCCCAAGUCAAUGGAUCGCAUAAGUGCCAUUACUGGCUUUGACUUUGAGGAGGGUAUAGCAAAGAAUGAAGUGCCCACCCAAAACAUGGCUGAAAUUAAAGAUGAGAGUACUCAAGCACUACUGGAUAAACUUGACAAACUUAAGCAGAGAAUGCCCUGGAACCAUCCACCAUCUUCAGUCAACACAUCUACUGUACCAACAUCAGCUGUGAGCUCCAUGGGUUAUACAAAUACCUUGCAACAAGGGAACAUCAUGAGCAAGUCUAUCCCACAAGGUAUUGUCACACAAAAUCUACAGAUUCAGGGCAGUCAAACUAAUACACAACUUAUGCAGAAAUUCAUAGCAUCUCAAGCUAAUAUAGGCCUGCAGCAGCAAAUAUAUGGCCAGCAACAACAACAACAACAACAGCAACAACAACAACAACAGCAGCAGUCACAGCCCCAGCAACAGCAACAACAGCAGCCUCAUGGUCUCACCGCCAUACAGAUACAACAGCAGAAGUUGCUGCAACAGCGCCAACUAGCUGCACAAAUGCAAAUGUUGCAACAGAAGACUAACCAACAAAAUCAGCAAGGAUUUUCUCAGUCCAAUGUCUUAGUGUCACAAAUGAAUCAGAAUAUCUCUGGUCAGAUGCAGCAGCACAUCCAAGGCGGCCAGCAUCAUAUCCAGCAGAACCAGAACAUAACACAAUCCAACAGUAACAUGACAUCAGCUCAGCAACAAAUUGAAAAUAUCAGCCAAAUGUUGAGCCAGAGUGCUAAUAAUCUACAGCAGCAACAACUAAAUCAGCAGAACAUGGCUAUGAAACAAAGCUUGAGCCUGAGCCAGCAAACUGCUUCACAAGCCGUGCAGAAUAUUGCUCAGCAGUUAGCUCAGUCAACUCAAAAUCUGCAGCAAAAGCUUAGCCAGAACAUGAAUCAAAGUCAAGUGAUUAACCAGCAACUCAUGGGUGCAGGCCAACAAAUGUCUUCACAGAAUCAAAACCUUAUCCAACAGCAAACUGUCCAGUCUUUAACUAAUCAGCAGCAAAACUUGAACAUGGGAGUGGUCAACCAACAGGGCAUGGUUUCAUCAUCCCAAGGCCAAGGCAACCAAGUUCAGCUGAACCAGCUUGUCGGGAACAGCGGUCAACAAACAGUAUUAGGACAGCAAAUACAGUCUGUCCAACAAACUAUUCAAAAUCAGCAAAGUGGCAAUGUACAGAGUGCUUGGAGACAACAGAAUAUACAAAUGGUGCAAAACGUCCAAGGCCAACAUCAGAUAAUAAGGAGUCCACUGGUCCAGCGGAAUCCUCAAAAUCCAGUUAUUUUACAGCAACAGAUUAUGCAGACGCAACAGCAAGCUCUGAUAAAUAACCAGCAACAGGCCCAGUCCAGCCCUCAGCAUACAAUUCAGCAAAGUAACCAGCAAAUUUUGCAACAAACUAUAGGCUCACAAGGUCAGAGUAUUGGGCAAACACAUCAUCAAAUAUUGGUUCAAAAGCAGCAGUUACUGAAUGGUUCAAACCAGCAACAAAUAGUGCAGGGCCCACAGCAGGUGUUGAUCAAUCAGCAUACUGGUCAGCAGCAAAUAUUGGUGCAUGGAAACCAGCAGGUGACCUUGCAGAGUGGGCAACAGAUAGUGUCACAAAGUCAAAUAGUCCACCAAGGUGGACAAAUAGUGAAUCAAGGUGGACAGCAGAUCAUAACACAAGGCACACAGCAGGUGCUCUCACAGGGCGGCCAACAUGUUAUAACACAGCAAGGACAGCAGCAUCAAGUUGUUAUCGCUCAGUCAUCUCAACAGAUUGUGACCCAAUCUGGGCAGCAGAUUAUUGGUCAGGCUGUCGGUCAGAACCAACAAGUAUUAUCACAAGUUCCGCAAUCACCACAGGGCAGUACCCAGUUGACGAGUGGUGGUGGCAUCCAGCAGAUCAUAACCCACAGUGGUGGUCAGCAGAUUGUGUCACCGGGCGGACAGCAGAUAGUUCAAGGUGGACAGAAUGUGACGUGGCAGCAGCAGCAACAGUAUUUGCAACAGCGACAGCAGCUUGGUCAGCCUGCUACAGUUGUUGGACCAAGGGUAUCAUGGACGGCAGGCGGCGGCGGCCGGCAGCUCAUCCACCUGGACGCGCAAACUCACGCGCAACUCCAACAGAUGGACCCCACGCAGCGCGCCAUGUUCGUGGCGCAGCUGCAGAAACGGCGCCAGCAGCUGUCCAUGCAGCGCGCAGCACUGCAGCACCAGCAGCAGCCGGGUGGAGUAGUGACCGGGUCGCCUUCAGCUGGCGGCGCUCCGCAAAGCAUCACUUUCAUCCGGGGACAGCUUCCGCCGGGGCAACAACAGGUGCAAUGGCUACAGCAGCAGGGCGCGCGCGCGACGGCGAUGCCGGCCGCCUCGCCCGCGCAGCCUCCACAGUCCCCUGUGGGCGCCGGAGGCGUGGCCAGUCCUGCAGGUGGUGUGGAACUGCAGCAGCUGCAGAUACAGCGCGCGCAGUACCAGCGCUUGCAGCAGCUGCAGGCGCAGCGGGAGCACCACCACCACCUGCCGCACAAGCAGGUUGGCGGCGUUUCGCCGCACGUGACGGGCCUGGGCGAGCACGCGGACGCCGCGCUGUUGAGCCCGGCCAGCACCGACCCGCAGGGAGCAAACAACGCGUUGCUGGUGAACCCGAAGACCAAGACCGCUCUAGCCAACAUGCUGUCCAUCCGGCUGCAAGGCGCCGCGCCGCCGCCCGACCACGAGCCUUCCGCCGCCGGCACGCUCAGGUUGAUGACGGCGGCGCACGCGGCGGGCGGCCCGGCGCGCGCGCCCGCGCGGCUGCUGCUGGGGCCCGCGCACCACCCCAUACAGGGCACGGGAGCAGUGGGCGCCGUGGGCGGCGCGGGUGCCGGCGUGGUGGUGGGCGCCAACAAGGUGUACGCUGGCGCCCCGCGCGCCGCUCCUCCUCGUGCGCAGUUCUACGGACACAACCCUAACCUCAAGCUACCGCCUGAUCUGUUCCUACUUGGCUGCGUCUUUCAUAUCGUGGAGUAUCAACAGUCAUGGGGCGCCGAGCGCGUAGCUCGCUGGGUGGAGUGCAUACAACGGCGCGGCGGCGAAGUGGAGGCCGGUUACUGCGCGCGCGUCACGCACGUGCUGUGCGAGACGCAGCGCCACGGAGUCGUCAUGCAGGCUCUCCGAGACGCGAAGCGCUGCGUUACCGCCUACUGGUUAUCCGACGCCAUGCUGCGCCGCGGCGUGGCGCCACCGUGGCAAGCUCUACACCUUCCCGCCAUGUAUGCUGCGAGAGACAGACCGGCGAAGCACCACAGGGCAGCUCUGUCAGGGUGGAGGGCGGAAGAGAGAGAUAGGGUGGCGUGUGCCGUGGAACAUAUAGGGGCUAAACUGACGCCGUACAUGACGCGAGACAACACAGUGCUGAUAUGCAAGCGUGCGGAGGGCACAAAAUACCGCAGGGCACGCGAGUGGGGCAUCCCUUGUGUCACGCCCGCCUGGCUCACGGACCUGCUACUCGGGAAUAUGAGCGCUCUAGCACAGAUCGAGAACACCAAAUAUCAACAAUUCAAUUUAGCCAGUCCAUUCAGAAUGGAUUACGCUUUAGUUUCGCAUUUAAUGAACGCGUGGAAGAUGCCGAUCAACAUAACGCCGGAGUCGCACGAGCGCGCCAAGCGCGCGGCCGCCUCCCUCCCGCGCCGCGCCAAGCGCCCGCGCCUCGACUCCCCGCCCCCGCCCGCCGCACCCCCCGCGCCCCCGCGCGCCGCGCAGCCGCCGCCGCUGCACCUCGCCCCGCGCGUGCUGUUCUCCGCUGUCCCACAAGCCGAGCAGAACAAAUAUGCCGCCAUCGUCAGGUUACUGGGAGGGCUGGUGGUGUCAACCGCCGCGGAGGCCACGCACCUGGUGAUGGACAAGCUGGUCCGCACCAGCAAGCUCGUCAGCUGCCUCGUCACCGUCAAGCACAUGGUCUCCACCGCCUGGGUCCUCGAGAGCCAGCGCCAGAACAAGUUCGCCGACGAGGCCCAACACCAGCUCCGCGACGACAACUUCAACAAAACGUUCAAGUGCGACAUCUCUGAAGUACUACUCUGCGGCGAACAGAGGAGAAAACUCUUCGAGGGAAUCACUUUCUUCAUGACCCCCUGCGUCAAACCUUCCAGGUCAUCCCUCACAGAAAUCAUAGAACUCUGCGGCGGAAAAGUAGAAAAAAAUAGACGAUCCUACGUCUCUAUUCAGGAAAUGCACAGCAUGCGACCUUAUAGCUACUUAGUCCUCACCGUGCCUAAUGAUUUACAUCUGGUGUAUUACCUACUGCAGUCGGAGAAGACUCUAAAUGUCGUGUGCAGCACGGAGGUGGUGCUAUCUGCUAUUAUGAGGCAGAAAUUGGAUAUAGAAGAAUUCCUUGUCAAAAUAGACUAAUUUAUAUUUAUCUUACAUUCUUUAGUCAUUUCUAUCCAAAGGUGGAAAGACUGCAAAUUUUGUUGAUAUAAUGGAUUGAAAAAAAAAAAGAUUUUGUGUAUGUUACCAUACAUUCAUGUAUUCGCAACUUUUGUAAAUGAUUUAAGUUUCUUGACUUUUGAAAGAUGUUUAGUUUAUUUUUGAAUCUCUAAUUAGUUUUGAGAGCCCCUUACAAGUUUUCCUUUUUAUCUUGUUUCAUGAGAUGCGAAUAUUUUAUUACUGUUAUGUGAUGCCAUAGUUGGUAAGAAAAGGAUUGGACUGUCCAUAUUUAGCGGUUUAUACACAACAAAUUUAUGUUGCUCUGGACCAUUUUGUACAUAGUAAAGAUUGAUUAUAUAAAGAUUUU
Molecule: messenger RNA, 5425 nt
Organism: Leguminivora glycinivorella
Lineage: Eukaryota; Metazoa; Arthropoda; Insecta; Lepidoptera; Tortricidae
Gene: Ptip
Product: PAX-interacting protein 1-like
Exons: 16
Coding region: 43-5040 (1665 amino acids)
Cellular component (GO): MLL3/4 complex
Source: RefSeq, a predicted model, not a curated record